GGCCAACCAGAACUCUAGGCCGUUCUUACAUGUUUACGCGUCUUUAGUCCGGUCGAUAAUAAGCUGCCCUCUCAUCAGCAGUCCACAAGUAUAACAUUAACCGAGGUCAAUUUGUGAUAUAAACUAUAAAAUCUAACAAUCUCUAAAGAUGUCUUACAAUUAAUAAUAACAAUAAUUCGGUUACAAUAUACGAACAUCAAUUUAUUUAUUGGUAGAAUGACCGACCAUUCAUUCAAUGAAUAUAUAAACAAAAUUAAUAAUCAUUUAUAUUUUAUUUAUAAUAUUCUAUAGAUCAAAUGGUACCAUUAUAUUGUGUAGUCAAGAAUGAAUAAUUGUGAAACUAUUUUCAUUAGAUUAAACCAUGUUAAUCAUAUGAAGAAUUGGAUUUAUCAAUGGAUUAUAUAUUUAUUAAUUUACAAUAUUGUCAUUCCAUGUCGAACUAAGGAAAUUUACAAUACGACAUCUAAUCAACCAUUAACUUGUAAUUCAUUACUUACAAGUAAUGUAUUACAAUAUUAUAUGGAACAAUUAUUAACUCAUUAUGGUAAAGAUAGUGCAUACAAAAUUGGUAAUCCAAUCAAAUUUGGUACUGCUGAAUUUUUCGACAUAAGAAUUAGUGGUUUAUCUGCUGUACAAUUCUCAGAACCAGUUGAUAUUAUUGAUCUAUCAUCAGGAAAUAUACGAAUGAUAUUUCCGUUAUUAUUUGACUAUCUUGUUAUAAAUGGUAAAAUGAAAAUGAUCAUGUUUGCUACUAAACCUCGGUCAGUUGAAAUUAAAAUUAAAUCAAUCAAAAUAUAUUUGGAUUUACUUCUUAUACAACCAAUGAAUAAUGAUUUAUUAUUACCAAUUCGUGUGAAUAAAGUUACUGUUAUCCAUUGGGAUAAUCUUCGAUUUGAUAGUAAAGGUGUUUUUACAAUCUUUUUUAAAAUGUUCAAUCAAUUUCGUUUAUAUGAUGGUAUCAUUAAACGUUCAAUUGAAAAAGAAAUUUAUCAACAAAUUGAAAAAUCAUUAAAUUCGUUUUUUAAAGAUUAAAAAAGAAACAAAGUCAAUUGUUUAUAAUUAUUUAAUUGUAAAAUUGAAUAAUUUUAUUUUGUUUUAUUAAUUAGUCAUUGAAAUCAA
This is a messenger RNA of Schistosoma margrebowiei, 1119 nucleotides long. Lineage: Eukaryota; Metazoa; Platyhelminthes; Trematoda; Strigeidida; Schistosomatidae. The record is from the annotation of a GenBank genome assembly.